AUGCCAUUGCCUGAUGGAGAACAAUCUAGUGAGCUUCUUCGUGCUCAAUCUCACGUUUGGAACCAUAUGUUCAAUUUUAUAAAUUCCAUGUCUCUCAAAUGUGCAAUUCAAUUAGGCAUACCAGAUAUUAUCCUUAAACAUGGCAAACCAAUGACACUACUCGAAUUAGUCGAUACCCUCCCUAUCAAUAAAGCGAAAGCGCAUGGUGUGUACCGUCUAAUGCGAAUUCUGAUCCAUUCAGGGUUCUUCAUCGAAGAAAAAAUUUCUGAGAAUGAAGAAAAGAAGGGAUAUUGGCUAACAUCAGCUUCUCGUCUCCUCCUAAAAGAGGAGACAUUUAGCUUGGUCCCACUUCUUCUAGUUGUGUCUGAUCCGAUUUUGACAGAGCCAUGGCACUACAUAGCUGAAUGGUUCAAAGAUGACCAUCCCACGCCAUUUAGUACACUACAUGGGAGGAGCUUCUGGGGCUAUGCAGGCCAUGAUCCGAAGCUGAACCACUUAUUCAACAAUGCCAUGGCUAAUGAUUCACGGUUGAUUACAAGUGUGGUUAUUAGAGAUUGUAAACAUGUAUUUGAGGGUUUGAAUUCCAUGGUAGACGUAGCAGGUGGCACCGGGACGAUGACCAAGGCCGUUGCUGAAAUGUUUCCAAACUUGAAAUGCACUGUGACGUUGGAGGAGACAUGUUUGAGUCUAUUCCUCAAGCAGAUGCAAUCUUACUCAAGUGGAUAUUACACGACUGGAGCGACAAAGAGUGUAUAA
Messenger RNA from Fraxinus pennsylvanica, 756 nucleotides. The record is from the annotation of a GenBank genome assembly. Lineage: Eukaryota; Viridiplantae; Streptophyta; Magnoliopsida; Lamiales; Oleaceae.